This is a messenger RNA of Tetrahymena thermophila SB210, 1770 nucleotides long. Its product is annotated as solute carrier family 44 protein. Gene Ontology annotation, molecular function: transmembrane transporter activity. The record is from RefSeq and is a predicted model, not a curated record. Gene Ontology annotation, cellular component: membrane. Gene Ontology annotation, biological process: transmembrane transport. Lineage: Eukaryota; Ciliophora; Oligohymenophorea; Hymenostomatida; Tetrahymenidae. The transcript has 8 exons.
AUGUCAUAGAAACUAUUAAAUAAUUAAAAGUAAGAGGAAGAAUAUAAGGGAGAGCCAUUAAAUCCCAAUAUUGCUUAUGGACCUCUUGAAGACAGAGGUUGCAGAGAUAUAUUUUUCUUUAUAUUGUUUGUUCUUUUCUGGGUAGGUUUAUUCAUCAUUGCAGGAGUAGCUGUAAAGAAUGGAGAUCCCAGAAGAUUAGCAACUCCUUUCGACUCUAGUGGAAAUUAAUGUGGAUAUUCCAGCGCUUCAGAUUAUCCUUAUAUGUUCUUCAGUAAGGAAGGAUCAAAUUCUAUAUCUAAUCAAAUUUAUGCUUGCAUUAAAUCGUGCCCAAAAUAAGGAACAGUAUCAGUUGAGUGUUUAACAAAUCAAGUAGUAAAGAAUUGCGAUUAGUUGUAAAUCUAUCCUUCUACCUCAUUUGUUACUGUUUGCAUUCCUACUGAUAGCGAAUUACAGAAGUCUAUUAAAAGCUAAGUCGAUAUAGGCUCUCUUGAAGAAUGGAUGAGUGAUAUUAGAACAACUUGGCCUGUUUCUCUAGGUGUAGCAUUUAUCGCCUUUGGUGUUUCAUUCAUAUUCUUGAUAUUGAUGAGAACAUGUGCUGGAUUCAUUACAUGGUCUAUGAUAGCUGGCUACUUUAUCCUUUUGAUUACUUUAGGAUGUCUUUGUUUGUACAAAUCCUACAACAAAAGUUACGAAAAUGUUCCUAGCGAAUUCUAAAAUUAACAAGCUCUUGAGGCUCUUGGAUAUUGUCUUUUGGUAUUAGCAGCUAUUUCACUUUUGCUUUUCAUAUGUUUCUUCAAUAAAAUUAAAAGAGCUGUUGCAAUAAUGAAAGCUGCCUCAGACUUUACUAGAGAUGUAUGGCAAUCAUUUAUUGUUCCUGUAAUCAUGUUUGUCUUGAUUUGCGGCUUUUUCGUUUUCUGGAUUAUUAUUUCUUUAUACAUUUACUCAUCUGGUUAAAUCAAAUAACAAUCAAACUCUCCCUUUGGAUCAGUUGAAUGGGAUGUAGGAGUUAAAAGAACACUUGUUUAUUACCUUUUCGGACUUUUUUGGAAUGUUGAAUUCUUUAUUGGUAUGAGCCAACUUAUCAUUGCAAGUUGUGCAGCUUUUUGGUAUUUCUCUCAUAGACCUAAUGCUUAGUUACAUAAUCCUGUUUCAAAGUCUAUUGUUAGAGCCUUCACUUUACAUAUUGGGUCUGUCUGUUUAGGAAGUAUGGUUUUAAGUAUAGUAAUGUUGAUUAGAUUUUUGGUUGAGCUUUUCUAUAAUUAGGCUAAGAAAAAUUUAAAUAAUAACCCUGCUGCUAAUUGCUGUAUCAAAUGCUGUUUAUGCUGCUUAAAAUGCUUCGAAAACUUUAUAAGAUUUAUCAAUACAAAUGCUUAUAUUAUGAUUGGUUUAGCAGGUAAUAGUUUUUGCACAUCAGCAAAAGAUGCAUUCUUCCUUAUUUCAAGAAAUGCUGCAUAGUUCAGUAUCACUUAAGGUAUUGGUAGAAUUUUUGUCUUCUUUGGUAAAUUCUUUAUUACUUUCUUUUCUGCAAUGAUGGGAUAUUUGAUUAUAACAAAUAUGACAACUUACAGUGAAAAAAUUUACUCAGCUGGUGUCCCAACUUUCCUUUUUGUCGUUAUUGCCUUCUGCAUUUCUUCAGUUUUUAUGAGUAUCUACGGUAUGGCUGCAGAUACCCUUUUAAUGUGCCUUUGCUCUGAUAAAGAAAUUAAUAGAGGAAGACCUCAAUCAUGUCCUUAGACUUUACAAGAAUUUGAAAACGAAUACAUGAGUUGA